Molecule: messenger RNA, 1036 nt
Organism: Colius striatus (speckled mousebird)
Lineage: Eukaryota; Metazoa; Chordata; Aves; Coliiformes; Coliidae
Product: beta-microseminoprotein
Exons: 4
Coding region: 68-403 (111 amino acids)
Source: RefSeq, a predicted model, not a curated record
UUUCAUGUAAAGCACUUGCAGAGUUCUCCUGUAGGCUCGGAGCUCUUCAAAAGCUGAGCAUUCCAAAAUGAAGAGCUUUCUGACUUUUCUUGUUGCAAUGGGCAUCAUAGUGACACCAGGUGAUGCAUACUGCUUUACUAAAAUUAACAAGCCAGGGGAGUCCGACAAAGGCUGUAUCCUGCAAGGAAAACUAUAUCCCUUUGGAGAGAUUGCAAGGACAGAAAGUUGCUUCAGUUGCAGCUGCAGCCGUGAUGCAAUGCGCUGCUGCUCCCUAUUUCAUACUCCUAUUGGUUUUGACGAAGAGAACUGUAAAGUCAUAUUCAACAAGAGAAGGUGUGACUAUGAUUUGGUGCAGAAGAGUGACCUCUCAAAGGCCUGUGAUGUUUAUUCUCGUGUGGGCUAACAACUCACGUGCUCCAAUCUUCUCUGCAUUCUGGAAUCCCUCCCCAUCCUACAGAUGCUUUGACAUUACAAAGAAGCUUCAAAGUAUGGGAGAUCUUGUAAGAGAAAGUUCUUAACAGCUCACUUAUUAUUUCCUAAUUGAUGUGAUUUCAUAUACAGGUUGCAUAAUCAGAUUCAAUGUCUCAUUUCUGUCAUUACUUGUACUGAUACCACUGAGGUUUUUGGAAUUCAAUAAAUGGAGCAAUGUCGCCUUUCUUUGAGGAAGGUCUGUAUUUACCUCACGAUUCCAACAUGCCAUACAGCAAUGCCCUGGCACAAGCUGCUCUCAUGCUUUCAUAGAAUCAUAGAAUGGUAGUGGUUGGAAGGGACCUUUAGAGAUCACCUAGUCCAACCCUCCUGCAGAAGCAGGUUCGCCUAGAUCAAGUCACACAGGAACGCAUCCAGGCAGAUCUUGAAGGCCUAAAGAAAGAAAUUCCACAAUCCCUCUGGGCAGCCUGUGCCAGGACUCCCUUACCCUCACAGUAAAAUAGUUUUUUCUUAUGUUGAAAUAGAACAUUUUGUGUUCCAGCUUCAUCCCAUUACCCCUUGUCCUCUUCCUAGGUACAAUAGAAAAAAGGGAUGUCCCAACCUCCUG